Messenger RNA from Chelonia mydas (Green sea turtle), 10786 nucleotides. It is a transcript of the gene PLXNC1, whose product is annotated as plexin C1. Gene Ontology annotation, biological process: regulation of cell shape; regulation of GTPase activity; negative regulation of cell adhesion. The coding region runs from base 384 to 5012 and encodes 1542 amino acids. The transcript is spliced from 31 exons. The record is from RefSeq and is a predicted model, not a curated record. NCBI's taxonomy places the organism in Eukaryota, Metazoa, Chordata, Testudines, Cheloniidae. Gene Ontology annotation, cellular component: semaphorin receptor complex. Gene Ontology annotation, molecular function: semaphorin receptor activity; protein binding.
UGCACACGGGUGCUUUGCUCCCAUCUAGGCUGAGAGGCUGUGGGAUGUUUCAGUCACAGCAGGAGCCCAGCCUUGGUUUUGCAGUGCACCCAGGAGCAAAGUGGGGCAGGUGGCUGCGGCCCCCGCCCGCUGCAUCCUGGAGGGCGCAGGGCGUGGGGUGAGUGGGGAAGGAAGCUUGUGCAAGAGCAUGUAUAAGGCCCAAACCCCCACCCAGGAGCCCAGCCCAGCCUCCCGGAGAGGAACUUCCCACCACCGCAGCCAGACGGAGGAAGCCGGGGCUGAACGACACAGCGCCUCUCCCGCCCCGCAGCACAGUAUGGGGCAGCCGCCGCCGCCAGGCAACUAGAGCAGUUGCGGAGCCGAUCGAGGAGCGGGCCGCGCCCAUGGCGCCCUGCAGGAGGAAGGACCCCCGGCGCCCCGGCCCCGCCGCGCCCCCGCUGCCCUGGGCGCUGCUGAUCGCCCUGGCGGGGGCCGGGGCCGUCGUGUGCCAGCCCCGCUUCGCCCUGCCCGUGCGCAUCGACAACAUCGCGGCGAGCGGGGACAGCCUCCUGCUGGCGGGCGGCAGCUGCCUGUACAAGCUGCACCGGGGCCUGGGCCGGCCGCCCUCCGGGCAGCUGCAGCUGGCGCACGCCGGGGCGCAGGACUGCGCGCAGCCGGCGGGCACCCACAGCAAGCUGCUGCUGCCGGACCCGGAGCGCGGCCGCCUGCUCACCGGCUGGACCCUGCACGGCGGCAGCUGCCAGGUGCGGCUGCUGGGUAACCUGACGGCGCUGUCCAACCAGAGCGAGGUGGUGAGCUGCCUGCCGCAGGGCUCCACCACCGGGGUGCUCUUCGCGCCGCAGCCCAACCAAGGCCGCUUGCUGGCGCUGGCCGCCACCUACUCGCUGCCCGACACCAACCUGACGUGCGCCCCCUCGGCCUCCGACGCCGACACGGUGCUCACCGUGCGCCGCCUGCCGGACCUGCGCCUGACCGGGGGGGAGUUUGCGACGCUGAAGCGCGACAAAGCGAACCCGCUGCACUUCGUGGACGCCUUCCUGUGGGGCGAGCACCUCUUCUUCCCCUACUACCCCUUGCCCCCGGCGGCGCAUCCCAGCGUGGCCGUGCUGAAGUCCCAGAAGGACUCCCCCGUCCCCAGCCUCUUCGGCGAGCUGCGCCUGGACUGCGGCGCCCGCAGCACCCUCCUCUCCUCCAGCCUCCUGGAGCAGGCGGGCUUGUGGGCCGGGGUCUUCAGCGCCGGGCCGGGCGAGCGGCGCUGGGACUCCACCGCGCUCUGCAUCUUCGCCGUGCGGGACAUGGAGCGGCUGGCCGGGCAGAGGAAGGAGCCGGCCUCCAGUUGCAGCCAGUUACUGAGAAUCAAUGAAAAUCGCCGCUGUCAAAAACUGUUAUCACCGGUCAAAAAGUCACCCACCUUGAUUCACUCUGAUUUAUCAGCUGUUUAUGCUACUGUAGUUUUGAACAAGACAGUUUUGUUUUUGGGAACAAGAGAUGGACAGUUACUGAAGGUUAUUCUUAACAACAACAUGGAACCGAACUGCCCUGAAAUUUUGUAUGAAAUUGAAGAAGAAUCUUCCAUUUUCCCCAAACUUGUACUUGACCCAGUGGAUAGUGACUACAUAUAUCUGUCAUUUGCUAACGAGGUGAGAAGAAUACAGGUUGCAAACUGCAAUAAAUAUGGUUCCUGUAAAGAAUGUUUAUCUGCAAAGGAUCCACACUGUGGAUGGUGUUCUUUAAGCAAAAGGUGCACUUUAAAAGGAAAUUGUUCACAUUCAAAUAACUCAGGGGACUGGGUUAACAUUUCACAUGAAGCUGGUAAAUGCCUGACAAUCCAGAUACUUCUCAUUGGUAGAAACAAGAUUGUUGUGACUGCAGUUGGAGAUGUUUCAGCGCUCUCCAAAAGACAUUUUGUUUGUAUUGUGAAAGAUACAAAAACCAACCAAGUACUUUGUAAAAUGGAAGAGCCACAAAUCAUGAACUGCUCCUGCAAUCUAAAUAAUGCAACACUAAUCAAUAGGGAUAUUUCAGCUGUUGAAGUGACACUCAUCUCUGAUUCUUGGAAUUUGUCAGAAACAUUUCAGUUGAAAACUUGCUCAAGAUGUAUCAGCACUGAUGUUUGUGCCUUGUGUGAAAUAAAGCAUAUCUCUCCCUUUGUUGCCUGCAAGCCUGAUGGUUCUGGGCAAGUUCAGGAUGAUUGUCAUCUGAUUGUCAAACAAGGGAAUGUGCCAGCCACUACUGCUUCCCAAAGGAAUGCUACUACACAGAUGUCAGAGCCUAUCCGCAGUAUUUCCAUAGAACCUUUAUGGAUAUCAGUGUUAGGUAAAAGGGACGUGGUAGUCAAAGGAGAAAACUUUAGCGAAGCAUCAAACAUUACAAUGGUGUUGACUGGAACCAGUGGCUGCAAACAAGACAACAUACAAGUCAGCAAGGUGUUAAAUGACACACACGUGAGAUUCUCUCUCCCACCUCGACGCAAAGAGGCCAAGAGUGUAUGCAUAAAGGCCAAUGGCGGUAAAUGUUCACCACCAAUCACAGUAUAUUAUGUCUCUCAGCCAUCAUGUACUAAAAUGGAGCCAAAUAUCACUUGGGUCAGUGGCGGUCGCAAAAUAACCCUCUUUGGGAGAAAUUUUAAUGUGACAGACAGUGUCAUUAUUUCAGAUGACCAGAGAUUAAAUUUUACUGUCUCUGGAUGUCCUGGAAGUACUUCUCCAUGUAGUUUCCUAACACCAGAUGUUAGCCUUUCAAAAGGGAGUAAAAUUGUUAAUGUGUCACUAAAAGUGGAAAAUGUCCUUAUACCUUGUAUUAAAUUACAAUAUUGUCCUGACCCUAUAUUUAUUGACUAUCAACUGCAUACUGAGAUGGACCCCCAUCUGGAAUUAAAAUUAUAUAAAAAAAAUGACAUCUUAGAUAUUUCUGAAAAUGAGAUUGGCGUUACUCUUACUCACGUGAUGAAUGGUACACUUUUGGAAACUAUAAUCUUCAGUGUUCAAAAUAUUACCAAAACUCCAGAUCGUAGUACUAUACUGUGCAAAGUCAAAAGGGAAAAACCAGGCAAGAUUGAGUUAUCCACUGUGAAAGUUUGGGUCAGAUUAGGAAACUUUACGCAGGAAAUUCAAAAGAAAUCAUUGCACAAGUAUUUGUAUGUUCUGACUUUGCUUCCUAUCUUAUUACUGAGUGUAAUUGUUGUGGCAAUCAUAGUAACUAGGUACAAAUCCAAACAGUUAACCCGUAAACUGAGUCAACAAAUUGAACUGUUAGAAUGUGAAAUUCGGAAAAAAAUACGUGAUGGAUUUGCAGAACUACAGAUGGAUCAAUUAGAUGUGGUGGAUAGUUUUGGAACUGUUCCCUUCCUUGACUACAAACAUUUUGCUCUUAGAACUUUCUUCCCAGAGUCAGGCGGCUUUGCAUCCAUUUUCAUUGAAGACAUGCACACUAAUGUGUCACGGAGCAGAGACCCCAGGCGAAAGGAUGAAAGCCUCACCAUGUUGCAUGCUUUAAUUUGUAACAAGAAUUUUCUUGUUACUCUCAUUCACACCCUUGAAAAACAGAAAAAUUUCUCUGUGAAAGACAGGUGCUUGUUUGCAUCCUUCUUGACUAUUGCACUACAAAGUAAACUAGUCUACCUAACCCAUAUUCUAGAAGUUUUGACCAGGGACUUGAUGGAGCAGUCUAGCAAUACGCAACCUAAGCUCAUGCUAAGGCGCACAGAAUCUGUCGUAGAAAAACUGCUGACAAAUUGGAUGUCUGUUUGCCUUUCUGGUUUUCUUCGGGAGACAGUUGGAGAACCAUUCUAUAAGCUUGUGACUGCCCUCAAUCAGAGGAUAAACAAAGGGCCGGUAGACGUAAUCACUUGCAAAGCCCUAUAUACACUAAAUGAAGACUGGCUUCUGUGGCAAGUGACCGAAUUCAAACCAGUGGCACUGAAUGUCUUCUUUGAAAAAAUCCCAGAAAAUGAGAGUACAGAUACCUGUCUUGAUAUCCAAGUUAAUGUUCUGGAUUGUGAUACCAUAGAGCAAGCCAAAGAGAAGAUCUUUCAAGCAUUUCUAAACAAGAAUGGCUCUCUUUAUGGUCUUCAGCUCAGUGAAAUUGGUCUUGAACUUCAGUCUGGUGCACAGCAAAAAGAACUGUUAGAUAUAGAUGGUUCCUCUGUGAUUCUGGAAGAUGGGAUAACAAAGCUAAACACCAUAGGUCACUAUGAGAUUUCAAAUGGAACAACUAUAAAAGUCUUUAAAAAGAAAACUAAUUUCACACCAGAUGUGGAAUACUCGAACGAACACUGUCAUUUGAUUUUACCUGACUCUGAAGAGCCACAGGGAGCAAUGCACAAAGGAAAGCAAAAAUUUGAAGUGAAAGAAAUGUAUCUGACAAAGCUGCUGUCUACCAAGGUUGCAAUUCAUUUAGUUGUUGAAAACCUCUUUAAAAGCAUUUGGAGUUUACCCAACAAUAAAGCCCCAGUUGCCAUCAAAUACUUUUUUGACUUUUUGGAUGCUCAGGCUGAAAGUAAAAAAAUUACAGAUCCUGAUGUGGUCCAUAUAUGGAAAACCAACAGUCUUCCUCUUCGCUUCUGGGUGAAUAUAUUGAAGAACCCUCAGUUUGUCUUUGAUAUUAAGAAGACACCACAUAUAGAUGGCUGUUUGUCAGUAAUUGCACAAGCUUUCAUGGAUGCCUUUUCUCUAACAGAACAGCAGCUGGGAAAGGACGCACCAACAAAUAAACUUCUCUAUGCUAAGGAUAUUCCACUCUACAAGGAGGAGGUGAAAGCUUACUAUAAAGCAAUCAGGGAUUUGCCUCUAUUGCCCUCAGAGGUAGAAGAAUUUUUAACUCAGGAAUCUAAGAAACAUGAAAAUGAAUUUAACGAGGAAGUGGCCUUGACUGAAAUCUACAAAUACAUAGCAAAAUAUUUUGAUGAAAUUCUAAGUAAAUUAGACAGAGAAUGGGGACUAGAAGAUGCCCAGAAAGAUCUCCUGCAUAUAAAAGCCUUAUUUGAUGAAAAGAAAAAAUGCAAGUGGAUGUGAACAGAGCACAUGGGCCCAAGACUAUGAUCCGGUGAAUUUUUAAACUAGAGGUGCUGGUAUCAAACGAGUGUUUUGGCUGGUUAUGUGUAUUUUUUUUUAACAUUUGGAUAUUGCUCUCCAUUAUGACCAUUUAAAGUAUUAUUUUAAGUGUAGGGCAUAAACAACAGGCACGGAUACAGGACUAGACUUUCAAAUAUGGGCAAGUAAAAGUGCAUGUGAGCUUGGUACUCGUGCAUUGAGUCUGCUUAGUAUUAUACAUGCAUUUGUGUGCCCAGAGACCUCUGAUUUGAAAGUCUGCCCCACGUAUUUUCAAAUUAAACAAACAUGCAGAAAUGAAUGUACUCACUGUAAGUUAGAGAAACUUUCACAUAAGGAUGUUUUUUGUAGGUCACUGCCACCUUAUUAACAGAGAAUAGUGCUAAUUGGUCACACACCCUGACAUCUCAAUGGGCUGUGGGUGAAGAGUGUGGCCUUAAAGUACAACUCCCCUCCCUUGUUUCCCCUUAAACACAAGAAUGUGCUGGCUUUGUUUGAAAACAAUAGAAGAGUCGCACUUAUGAGCAGGUAAUUCAGUAUUAGCAAAAAGGUGGCAGAGAAGCUCCAGGGCUACGUGUGAUGAGUCAUUUUUUUUAACUCAAGGUAUACUGAGUCUUGUUUUAGACAUUCAUAUUGGGAAAGAACCCAAACGUGUGCAGAGCAUUAGGUUGCUGGUGCAAUCAACUGUUCCGAGGACAUUGUCCAUAGUUUACAUAAUUUUUCAAUGAGAUUUGAGAAUAUCAAGACACUCCUGAGCACAUUUAUGUUUUGAUGAUGGUAUAUAAAUACACGGCAUCAGAACAUUCCAAUUAUUUCACUAAAUCAGAUGGGGCUUUUUGGGUGAUAAAAGGUUUACUUAGUUGCAGUUUAGAUUAGAAUGGACGAGGGGACUCCAUAUGAUAGUUUUCACUGUGGCUACUAGUUUCUCCAAUGUAUAAAGCUAGUAGUUUGCCUGAGAGCACAAAUGAAGUGUUCUGUUGGAAAUUUAGGGUUAUGCUAAGAAAUGACAAAAAAGCAAAAGUCAGUCAUAGUUUCUGAUGUUUUUACUGCUGUGUAUAUGGUGCUACUUUUUGAUACAUACAGUACACCUGGGCUUUACUAGAGAGAUCCUUGCCCGACUGCCUUAAACUCCUACAGGCCUCCAGAUUUAGCUCAGGACUCAUGUAUAUUAUAGUAAUAACUGAGUCAGGAAUCCCAAAUACAAUGCCCUUUUGGAGCAUGCAGGGCUUUAGCCUAUGGCACACGAGUAAGGUCCUGUCUGUGCUGUACAUUGGAAUGGUUUUGUAGCUACAUUCUCUGACCCAGUUGCAACUGCUGUACAGCUGGGCUCUCUAAGGGUAAAGCCUUCUACUCGGUUUGGUGUGAGGUUAAAGGAUAGAUCUCCUUGCACAGCAAAACACAAAAGGGAAACAGUUACUUAGGAAGCCCUGCACUGAGUUUGAGUCAUCAACCACUUGCAGGAGGAGGUGUAGAUAAGGGGGAAAGAAUGGUGCAGCAUCUUCCUGAAGGAGGAAGCAUGGUCCUUGAGCUGCUUCGAACUCCUGGGGCUCUGCACAGCCAUGCACAUGAACAGCAAGCACCUCUGCAUUGCACCCCAGACAGUAUAGCUUCGUUAGGAGUUGUGCUAUUAGUGACUCUGCCUCACUGAGAGGGGGAAGGCACACAGCAGGCGUGAAUACUAGCUGUUAUCUCUGCAGCAAAUGCUAGGGGUUGGUCAGGCACAGUGCCACGACUGUGCCUGGUCAAAUCUAAGGCAUGCUAACCACCCCCAGAGGGCAGAAGGGCCCAGCUGUUAACUUGGGGAAAGGGGGAGGUUGGCUGCAGCUCUGCUUCCUUCCCUCUCUCCUCUCCCAGACUUUGUCUGGCAUAUGCACACAUCCCUCUCUUUUACCCAAAAGGGGAGCCCUUAAGUCACACUUUGAUUUAGUAAGCAUCAAUAAUCUAACCUUUUAUAUGAUGUUUAUAUUUCAUGGUCUGUAUCCACUGUAAAAAUAUUGUGUGACAUACCCAGGGUACAAUCUGGACUAAUGGACAGCUAUGUCCCAUCAAUCUGGGGUGCCUUUUACACUUCUUCGCUGUGAGAACUACCACUCCUGAUCUGCGCGCUCACAGCCUCGCUCCUGUAAAUCACUCCCAGGUGCUAUAGCCAGCCACCCCUGAAUUACACUGCAGGGCACCACCUCCAAACUCCCAGUCCCAAUCUUUCCCCCAGAAAUGUGCAUCUUGUACUGCCCAGCACCCUCCUGCACUAUAUAAGUUCAUAUAAAGUAUGUCAUUUAUUAAUAGAAAAUGGUCUGCACAAAUCUUAUUCUCUCAGGUUUAAAUAAAACAAAUUUGAAGAUUUUUAGUGGCCUACACAUAAUGAGCCACAUCUAUCAGACUUGGUUACAAGGAAAUAAAAGGUAAAACACAACUAAAGCUAAAUGAAUAUAAAGCAAAGGUCUCUCUCACCCCAUGUUCCAGCAGUUCCUGGCUGAACCUCUUUCAGUCAGGAUCUCCCUCCCAGUCUACUGCUGCUUCCUUUGUUGUUCAGGCAUUGAUGAUGCUGUGGGUAGCGAGCAAGGAAGAGAUGAUUUGGGCUGUCUGCCCUCUCCCCUUCAAGCCCUUUCUCUUGCGCAAGAAUAAUCUCCCCCUGAUGUUCACAAGACAGAGUUUGUGGGGGCCAGAAACCUUAAGAUGCUUCUGUGUCAGAAUUUAGAUUUUCUGCCCACACCAUGUCUUCUGCUGAAGCGUGGCCACUUAAUCAGGUGCUGAUCCGUUUGAUCUCAUUGACACCUGGCUGAGGUGCUGGCCAGCCUUUUGUCUCUGGGGAACUUGUUUAUGAUAACCCUUCAGAACAUCUUGGAACAUGGCCUGGUUAAUAUACUGUGGAAUCUUAUCUCUGGAUGUGCAGUGUUGCCACACAUUUUACCCCGGCAGUAAUAAGCAGCAAAUUAGGAGUUUUCAAAUGAUACCUUACACAGUAUGCGUGCUAGAAGCUGGAAAUGAGUGCCAGGGAAUGGAUCACUUGAUAACCUGUUCUGUUCAUUCCCUCUGGGGCACCUGGCAUUGGCCACUGUCAGAAGACAGUUUACUGGGCUAGCUGGACCUCUGGGCUGACCCGGUAUGGCCGUUCUUAUGAACAUAGUUUGGAAAAUAGGAUUGCCACCUUUCUCAUUGCUAGGAACUACUCCCCUUCCCCCCCCCCCCCGCACCCCGGGGUCCUGCCCUUCCUCUUCCUCCCAAGGCCUCGUCCCUUCUCCACUCCCGCUCCCUUCCCCCCACACAGGCAGUGGGUAUAAUAGGCCAGGGGAGGCUCAGCCGUCCCUGGUGCAGCAGCUGCUGCAGGAAGCCUGGUGGCCCCCACCUCUUCCCCUCCCUGCCGGGAGUGGGCUUAUGUGUUCCUUUCACGGGAAGUUUUUUCUUAUUUCUGUGCCAUGCAGAUUCCGGGGCAGCUAAGGAGGCGGUAUCUGCUAUUGAGUUGCCCAGAUCCCUUGGCCUCCCCAGAGAGAUUACUGAAGAACCGGGGAAGCUACGUAGCAGGUGCUGCUGCCUCAGCCAUCCCGGAAGCUGCAUGGAGCAUAUGAAAGCCCAGCACUUGCUGCUGCGGCUGCCUGCUCCAGUCUCCAGCACUCCAGCCCCCUCGCCAGAGGGCCCUGCUGACACCUGCUGGUUCCUCCUCUCUCCUCCUCGCAUCCAGGUCUUCAGCAUUUCCCCCCCCACCGCCCGCAGGGGGCUCGCCUCUUCGUGGAGGAUUUUUUUCAAAUGUCAUUUGCUUGGGUUCAGGGAUUUGGCUGCCAGGGGGGUGCGCACGCAGCGAGUGGUGGAGGAGAGGCGAGAAGCACACAGGGAGGGGGUGGCGUGUGGGCGGGGCCGCGGGCAGAAGAGGUGGGAUGGGGAGCUAGCCACCCCCAAGGGAAGCUUCACCCGCCGCCCAUGCCUCCACAACACACAGCUGGGCUCCCUCUGCUCUGGGGUUGGGACAGGAGCUGCUGCAGUCUGACAAGGUGCCUGCAGGAUUAAUGCCUCCACGCCUCCCCCCACCCCAUAGUAACCAGACUUUUGGUGUUCAGUGAAUACAUCUGACCAGACUCUGCCAGGUCCCCUUUUCGACCAAAGUUGCUGGUGGAAAACCAGGCAUCUGGCAACCCUAAAUGGCACCCAGACACAGAAACCAGCCUGGGUAAAACCCGGAUGGAUGGCACCGCUACUUGUAAAAGGGCGAGGAGGGGAAGUGACCAUAGGGGUACAGACUGUCACAUGUUUAAUUUUAGUGUUUUCUCUACCUUUUACAGUGCCAGUUUUGUAUAACUGGACUUACAGUAGUUUCUUUUGCAGAAGCAGGGACACCAGUUUCAGUAACGCUUUAUCCUGAACUAUUUUGUAAUUAGAAAAGGCUUAUUUGCUUUUGGCUAGGUCCACUUUAAACAUUAUCUCACAAAUUGGGUUUUAUGAAGCUCAAUGUGGCCCAGUAGUCAAAAAUAGUUUCAGGGUGGCAUACCCCCCACACCCCCAUUGGUACACCCAUAGGCACCGACUCUGUGGGUGCUCAAGGACACACGGAGAAAAACUAGGGAGUGUUUCCCACCCAUGGGGCUGGCCGCAUGCCCCCAUCACUUCUUCAGGAGCUGGGUGCCGAUCAGCUGUUGGGCAGGGCUGUCCUGCCACUCUCUGCACCCCCCCCCACUGCCCCUUGGGGGGUGCAGUGGGGGGGGGGGAACCUUAGGGGAGGGGGAGCAGACUGGCAAAAGUCAGUGCCUGUGGGUACAACCACCACUCAUUCACCUUAGCUGCUCUGUUUAAUUGUUUUAGGACUGUUAGUGGUCCUGCUGUAGCCAACACGCUUGAAGUGAAUCUUAUAGGAGUGGAGCAGGGCAGAGGCGUGCCUAGCAGGAAAGAGUAAAAGGUCAGUUACAGUUCAGGAAAUGCAAUCAUCUUGUACAAGCAUAACCUCGAGUGGAGCCUGCCUUCCAAGAGCGCCUCUGUUAGCAGGCUUAGAAACAGUGCUGCUUGAGGCUCCUGCCAUUUGGAAAUAGCCCUCUUUAGACACAUAACCAGCAUGUGUUUAGAGGGAAGAAGACAUUAAAGUCAGUCCUGUUUUGUUUUUGGGCCACUGCUUGUUUGCUAUAAUCUUACCAGCUAGUAGGUAAGACGGAGAAGCAGGUGUAAUGCACUUACAGAGAACAGGAUUACUGCAUUUUAUUUAAGUCUUGACAGUAGCUUCACUCCAAUCUUUGGUAAAAUCAUUUAUACCAGGGCUUACCAACCUGUGAAGUGGGUCUCCUACAGUGUAAUUAAAUAUAUAAUCAAAUGUUUGUAGAUUGUUUGAGAACCUUGGGUGAGAUUGUAAACCAUUAUGGAAUGAACGUUUAGUAUUUGCACUCCACUGACAUUUCAUCACCCAGAGAACACUGACAGUCAAAUCACAUACCUGUUUUGGAAAGUCUGUGGAUUAAAGCAAGCCCUAUUACAGAUAACUGCUAAUUGUAACAGUAUUGGCUAUAAGGGAAACAACCACCCUGUCUUGAACUUUGUUUACAGGCAAAUUAACUAUUUGUAAACAGUAUUUGUUUUUCUAACACUAGCUUAUAAAGCAUUAUUUUGCAGUUAGUAUAAUAUAAUGUUAAAUCCUACUAACAUGUAAAGUAGUCCCUCUUGUACAGAAUUUAAGCUGUUUAAAAUAGAUGUUUCAAGUAAGUGCAGAGAUGCAUCUUGAUGUGUAUAGGUUAUUCAGAAUAAUAAAAUGUAUUUGAAAUUUA